Molecule: messenger RNA, 1478 nt
Organism: Beta vulgaris subsp. vulgaris (sugar beet)
Lineage: Eukaryota; Viridiplantae; Streptophyta; Magnoliopsida; Caryophyllales; Amaranthaceae
Exons: 9
Coding region: 27-1145 (372 amino acids)
Cellular component (GO): cytoplasm
Source: RefSeq, a predicted model, not a curated record
AAAGUGAAGAAGAAAUAGAAAGUAAAAUGGAAGACGAUGAAGAACCUCCGGUAGCCAUCAAAAUCAAGGAGAUAGAAGACCCUAAAUCAUCUAUUAAUCAAUCCCAAAACGACAACGUUUCCGUUGUUGGUGUCACCGUCAUUACCGGCUACCUAGGCGCCGGAAAAUCCACUUUGGUGAAUUAUAUACUGAAUUCGCAACAUGGGAAGAGAAUAGCAGUAAUAUUGAAUGAAUUUGGGGAAGAAAUAGGGGUAGAAAGAGCAAUGAUUAAUGAAGGAGAAGGAGGUGCCAUUGUUGAAGAGUGGGUUGAGCUUGCUAAUGGAUGUAUUUGUUGCACUGUCAAGCAUAGUCUUGUUCAAGCUUUGGAACAGCUUGUUCUUAUGAAGGAAAGACUCGAUCAUAUAUUACUGGAGACUACAGGUUUGGCAAACCCUGCGCCUCUUGCAUCCGUCCUUUGGUUGGAUGAUCAGCUGGAGUCUUCUGUUAGGCUUGAUUCCAUCAUCACUGUUGUUGAUGCCAGAAACCUUCCCUACCAGCUGAAGCAACAUACCGAUUCAUCUUCUUUUCCGGAAGCUUACUAUCAAAUAGCCUUCGCGGAUGUUGUGAUACUUAAUAAGGUUGAUAUGAUAUCUCAAGAGCAUCCUGAAGGUACUCUCGAAGACUUGGAGAAGGAGAUACAUAAGAUUAAUUCUCUUGCUAAUAUAAUCCAUUCAGUUCGUUGUCAAGUUGACUUGUCUAAGAUAUUGGAUCGCCAUGCUUAUGAUGCUAAACAUGCUUCUCAUUUGGAGGCUUUAUUGGAAGAAAAUAGAUCUUUAUCUACUGGGGAUCUUCAUGAUGUUAGUGUUAGGACCCUAUGCAUUUCAGAUCCACAAGUGGUUUCUCUUGAUAAGGUUCGCGUAUGGCUUGAGGAUAUUCUUUGGGACAAGAAGGCGGGCAUGGAUGUCUACCGCUGCAAAGGAGUUCUAAACAUUCUCGAUUCUGAUGAACUCCAUACUCUACAGGCUGUGAGAGAAAUAUAUGAUAUUGUUCCUUCUCGUGCGUGGAAAAAAGAAGAAAACCGGAUGAACAGAAUAGUGUUUAUUGGUCGAUGCUUAGAUGAGAACAUUCUAGCUGAUUCAUUUAGGGCUUGUAAGGCAACCAGCUGACAUUUGCAUUUCAAGUGUGCUCAAUCGACGAUGACGCUUUUGAGAUUAUGCUGAUUAGCAAGAAAAGCUCAUACAAGUACUAUCCAUAUUGCUUGAAGUCUGAAGAUGUGCUUGUAUCUGUUAUAAAAGUUCUCUAUGUUCAUUCUGGUUUGCUGAUUGUGCAGCAAUAGUUGCUAUUAUAUGUAGCUCGCUCAAUACAAAAUAGGAGUAAACACAUAAGAACAAUAAUUGUGGACGAACUUUUGGCCCUGUUUGUUUAGGAGAUACCAUUGACCAAUUUUUGGAAUUUGAGAUGAUUACAUAUUUACAUCCGAGGUCGGGUUUUAUUGUUUU